Molecule: messenger RNA, 1167 nt
Organism: Lodderomyces jiufengensis
Lineage: Eukaryota; Fungi; Ascomycota; Pichiomycetes; Serinales; Debaryomycetaceae
Exons: 1
Coding region: 1-1167 (388 amino acids)
Source: RefSeq, a predicted model, not a curated record
AUGAAAGUUUCAUUCUUAAUUUCUUUAAUAUCUUUAUCAACGAUGAUAUCAUCAAAAAAUGUAUAUGAUUUACGAGAUCUAAAAGAUAUUUCAACAAAUGAUAAAAGAGAAGCUGAUGCAGAACCCAAAAAUAUAGCUGAUUUACAAGCGUUAAAAGGAAGUUUAGAAAUUGUUGAUGAUAAAAGGGAUGCUAAAAAUGCAAAGUCUUAUGAAGAAAUUUUAGAAGCUUUGAAAGGUAUUGAAAAAAGAGAUGCUAAAAAUACACCAAAUUUAGGUAAACUUUUUAAAGAAUUGCAAGAUGUUAAAGGUAAAAGAGAUGCUAAAAACACUCCUAAUUUUGAUGAAAUCUUAAAAGCUUUGAAUAGUGUAAAUGAUAAGAGAGAUGCCAAAAAUACUCCAAAUUUAUCAGAUUUGUUAAAAGCUUUAGAAGAUGAAGAAAAUACAGUCACUAAAAGAAAAAAUACUAUAAACAUUUCAAAUUUUGUAUUUGAGGAAGAUUCAAAAGAUAAAAGAGAAGCUAAAAAUGUAUUCAAUGUUGAAAAAUAUGCCAAUUUAAUAAAUAAACGUAGUGAGCAACAACAAGUUUUGGAAAAUAAUAAUGGAGAAACAAUUGAGACAGAAAACAAUGAUUUGGUAUUUACAUUUAAAUCAUCAGAUUGUUUCAACAACUUAUUACAAUCAAUCUUACCACAGUUAAAAUCAAUUUCUAUUUUCGCUGGAUAUAUAAGAGACAAUUCCAUAUUAAAUUCCAAAACAGAGUCAUUAGAAUCAAACAUGUUGAUUAUAACUCCAACAGAUGAAGCUAUAGAAACUAAUUUAUCAAAUUUAAAACCAUGGGAAUUUCCUAAAAAUAUAGAUGAUGUUACAAAUGAAGAAGAACAAGAUAAAAUUUUACAAGAUAAUUUAAAUCAUUUUUUGGAUGGUCAUAUCGUAACUGAUUUCCAAAAUAAGAUAAUUAUUGAAGAAAAUAAUGAUGAUGAUUCCAAAAAUGAAAAAAUUAUAUUAACUACUUUAGAUAAUGGUAAAAAAUUAAAAAUUAAACAAGAUUUAUUGACUCAGAAUUUUUUUAUUAAAGUUGAUAAAAAGAAAUGGAUUCCUGUUGAUACUGUUAAACAAGUUGAAAAUGGGUUAAUUUUUAUUAUUAAUGAUUCAUUAGUUAAACCAUGA